Grus americana (Whooping crane) is the source of this 2519-nucleotide messenger RNA. It is a transcript of the gene XG, whose product is annotated as Xg glycoprotein (Xg blood group). The transcript has 9 exons. Gene Ontology annotation, biological process: positive regulation of neutrophil extravasation; homotypic cell-cell adhesion; T cell extravasation. NCBI's taxonomy places the organism in Eukaryota, Metazoa, Chordata, Aves, Gruiformes, Gruidae. The record is from RefSeq and is a predicted model, not a curated record. The coding region runs from base 280 to 774 and encodes 164 amino acids.
CCAUAAAUACAUUUCUUUGAAGGUGGGUGGCACCUACGGUGCUGCUCAUGGGUUUGCCGUAGAGGAGUCCUCUGCUUUUGUUACUUCUCUUGUGCUAGAAGAGGUAUUUAGGGACUUCUCUCUCUUCCUCGGUGCUUGAGUGUGAUGGUGAGGGAACUCUCUGGGCAGAGCUGCUGACUCCAAGUGUCUCCCUCAAACCCUGGCACAGCAGUUGCAACAUCUACCAUCAUCAUUUGGAAAAAAAACAACCAGUGCAAUCAAGACACUGCGUAGAAGACCAUGGGGAAAUUCAGAAGUAUCCUUCUUUUGUGCUUUGGCUUUCUUCUAGUCCAUGUAAGAGGUCAACGUGAUUUUGAUUUAGCUGAUGCUCUUGAUCACCCAGAAGACAUAAUUACCAGGAAGCCUACAGUGAUCAGAAGACCGACAAGGCCUGUACUGAACAAUGAUCUUCAUUUAGGAGAUGCUCUUGGAGGGGGUGACAUCUCAAGAAAACCUUUAUACCCACCUCUUCCACCACGACCGGGAAGCUAUAGUAAUUCUGGAGGUUUUGAUGACUCAGAUCUCCUUGAUGGGAAGCCUUUACCACCACACAUAGCAGGAGAAGAGGAGCAUCAUUUCAAUCAUGGAGGAAACACAGAUUCAGGAUUAAUAGCUGGAGUUACAUCUCCUAUAAUUUCUGCUUUUGUAAUAUUAGUUGUUGGAUCGAUAGCGGCCUACUCCGCUUAUAAGAACAAGAGACUUUGUUUCAAACCGCAAGGUGGGGCUACAGUUUAAAUUGCUGACAGAAGAGUUGCCCUCUGAUCACAGGUGACAUUCAGCCCACAGAUCCAACAAUUUUUUUCUACUAUAUGAUUCUGAUACAAGAAAAUCUUCCUCUAAUGAACGUUCCGUCAAGAUAUAGCAAUCCUACUUUCUUUUACCUGACGUCGCUCUCACACCUUGAGCUUUACGUCAUCAAAGACAUGCUUAAAACGUCUGGGGAUCGUAUUGAACUACCCAACUUGCAUUCAUAAAGAUUGGAUAUAGAUUUUGAUUCAGAAGUUAUUUUAAACAACAAAAAAUCAAGUUUAAUAUAAGCUAACAAUGGAAAGAUUUGUGAGCAUUUGAGUCACCGAACAAUUUUUUUUCCUGUUUUCAAAAUUAGCCAAAAUACUUAAUUCUUCUGAUAGAAUAGGAAUAGGGAAAUUGUCGUUUCCAUUCAUACAUGUUGGGUUUCUUUAGUAUGUUUCUGUAUUGUCCAUAAUGUUUACAGAAAAUUUAAACCUGUAUAAAGGAUUACAAAUUUUAAUGCCUUUACUUUGUAUUUAUGUCUGAAUUCUAGCAAAGUGAAAGGAGCUAUAGAUGGAAAAUUCUUUCUUAAUUUUAACAUAUAGCAUGAAAAUAAUAUGUACAUUGAUGAACCACUGUCUAAAAAAAUAAAAAUGAGGGGAACACAUGCUGAUUUUAUUUAUUUAUUUAUUUAUUACUGAAAGGAUGUUUAGCUCUUCUCAGAAACUGGAAUUUGAUGUAAAUUUUGUUUCUCUUCUUGAAAACUCAGGUCCUGCUUUAGGAGCCUUUAAAGGCAUUAUUCUGGCAGGCUGGGUUUUUUUAAGAACCAUAUUAUUCAUAAUUUCCAUAAAGGGAAAAUAGGUACAAAUUUUCAGAAUCAUUUAGAACAAGGCUGUGACACUUUGUUCUAUAAAAUCUGUAUCACACCAACUUUUAAACUUCUUACAUAUGUGGAGGUAUGGUUGAUACUUACAGUUUUGCUAGCAAGGCUGUUUCAUCUUUUCUCCUUCUUCCUGAUCAGCCUUGCUGUGCUAACAAAUGUCCUUAUGUAGACAAAUCUAUCAACAAAAACUAACACUUUUGCCAUCUCUCUGCUUCCAUUUAGCUAACUGAAUCAAAAUACUAGCAAAUGAAUGAAAUGCAGAUGAAAGCUGGCCAAACUAGUAGCUUACUGACCUAAUUCUGCAAUACAGCCAUUUUAGCUAGCUCUUUAAAGCAUACAGGAAAUUGGUCUUCAUCUUAUAUGUGAAGCAUGCUUUUUCUUACUGAAAUUCCAUGUAGAUGGAGGGAAACAUGAUUUUGUGUUUAUUAAAUUGUUGAGAGAAAGACAUCACCUGAAAAAGUACUCUCGUCAUAAAAUAAAAUACUAUAUCCAAAUUAUAUUUGAAAUAGAUAUAUAUCAGUUGCUGAGGAGAUUACCAUCCUCUUUAUUUUGAUCCUAAAAGUGAGAAAUGAUAAUGUACAUCAGUUUAAAUAUGGAAACAUCUUGACAACACACAAACAAAUGAGCACCUUUGUGGCUAUCACUUUCAACUUAUGAAUAAUAGUAUAUUUUUAAUAUGGUUUUCCAGGACACUUAAUAUUUCUUUAAAAAUAUUGAUUUUCCAUGUUAAUAGUUAAACCAGAUUGAUAUAUAUUUUGCCAGGUAGACAUAAAGUUUUGAUUAAUGAAAUGUUAAAAUGUUUUGCAGUAACCACUUCAGUUGUUUGUUUAACAAUGAAAAUAUGUAUUUUGCCUCUUUCUCUUGAAAA